This is a messenger RNA of Phytophthora nicotianae INRA-310, 615 nucleotides long. RefSeq lists its product as hypothetical. Gene Ontology annotation, molecular function: serine-type endopeptidase activity. The record is from RefSeq and is a predicted model, not a curated record. Bases 1 to 615 code for a protein of 204 amino acids. The transcript is spliced from 2 exons. Lineage: Eukaryota; Oomycota; Peronosporomycetes; Peronosporales; Peronosporaceae. Gene Ontology annotation, biological process: proteolysis.
AUGAAGAUCUCCACCUCUAUUGUCCUCUCAACUGUCACCCUCGCUUCCAUCUUAAACCCUAUCGAUGGACAUAGUGACCCCGAUCAAUUCGUGCAGUCAGAGCGUAAACUUAUUGUCGGCGGAGAGACCACCGAACCCGGCACCAAGACCUACACGACUGGUCUUCGAUCCACAGUCGAGGGCGAUAACUUUUGCGCGGGUUCACUUAUCACCCCGACGUAUGUGUUGGGUGCAUCGCACUGUGUGCCUGGUGAUAUCCGUUGGGUAUCGAUUGGCUCGCACUACCUCAACGGAACGCAAGAUGGUGAGCAGAUUCGAGUUGUGUCGAUCACAAACCACCCAAACUACACGACUGACGGAGAUCAGAUGUCGAACGAUUUCGUUCUGUUGAAACUUGAGCGGCCAAGCAAGUUUAAGCCCGUGAAACUCGCAGCGGCCGAUGGUUCUGACCUGAAAACUGGCGAACGGGUCACAGCGAGUGGAUGGGGUCGAACUGAUGAAAACGGGACCACGUCGUAUGAGCUCCAGCAUGGAUGGGACCCGACUGCGUUCGGAAUUGUGUCUCGUGUACGCGCAUGGAUCGAGUCGAUCACAAGCGGCGAGUGUUCUCCGUAG